Messenger RNA from Chironomus riparius, 606 nucleotides. The record is from the annotation of a GenBank genome assembly. Lineage: Eukaryota; Metazoa; Arthropoda; Insecta; Diptera; Chironomidae.
AAAAGAGUGAAACAAGUAAACAAAUUAUUCAUUACACUUCAAGCCGUCAAAGGAGUAAAGCUGAUUUUAAAAUAUACCAGAAACACAAAAAAAUAAACAUUACAUGAUGGGUCACUGUAAUUGUAAACAACGAGGAGUUCCAUGCUAUUGUAAUUCAAACCAUCAUCAGCCACAUCAUCCAAUCCAUCCACCUGCACAUCCAAUUCAUCCAAUUCAUCCACCUGUACAUCCAAUUCAUCCUCCAUCAUAUCCAGUUCAUCCAGUACAACCAAUUUAUCCACCAGUUUAUCAGCCUGUCCAUACACCAAUUCAACAGCCAAUGUAUCCACCAUCAGUUGGAGUUGUCGUUACUCCUGGGUUCCCUGGACAUGGCCCACAUCAUCAUCAUCACGGACCGACUCAUCAUCAUGGAUCCCAUCAUGGUCAUGGUCAUCAUGGUCACAAUCAUGGACAUGGACAUAGACAUUGAUGAUUAAUGUGAAAUUUUAUUAAUGCAAUAUGACGUUUUUUUUAUAUAUGCUUUAUCAAAAUUGCUAAGUACUUAUAUCGAAUCGAACUCAUUGUCAAGAUUGAUAAUUAUUUUACUACUUAAUGUAUGACUAAUAA